CGGUCUGCGUCACACCAAACGAAGAGCAUCACAAACACCGGGAAUCUUCCCCUGGCUUCAGACUGUCCACUUUCACAUUUACCGCUACCCCAGUAAUCACUCCUUUUAAUGGCGCCCUAUGCUUGAGAGCAAAACAAUACACAUUAACCUGACCCCAGACUUUUGAAGCGAAGCGCCUGCUUCAAUCUGGCCCAACACAGAAACACAAACAAUCACAAGACCACUUCGGGUUUCCUUCACCGAUUCCAUACCACCCAACUCAAUUUUCACCCACCCUGAAAACAAAAAUGGAUCCGCCAAAAGGUAAGGGUCCACUUUUUCCGUAAUGUCACUCCUACGGUCACAGACUAAUCUUUAUCCUAACCCUCCGUGUAAAUCCUCUGGCUCCGAGAACUUCACACCUACCACCUCCGAUUCUUCGCCCUCAAUCACUUUCAUUUAUCCUGUCUUCGAUCCAGUGUACAGAUCACACUUUCUACAAUUAUUCAACAAACCAUCUCCCCUUUCCUCCACUUUUGACCAAUUCAAACUCACCUUCCUCUAUUUUUCCUUCCAUUCGUCCUCCGUAAUCCAAGUAUAUAUCUCCUGAUAAAUCUAGGACGCCAUUCCCCAAUCGCCCCAGCCUUCUGCACCCAGAUGCGACACACACUUCAAAUUUGAUCACCCCAAACAUUUCCCUCAACAAAAAUAAUGUUAACUCCUUAUCGGUCAUAACACUGUAAAAACGCAGCGCGUAAGGCACCUAAUGUGGUGCAUAACUUGACUAGAAAGCUAUCUAGCAGAAAAACAACCUCCGUUCGCUCCGUUUACAACAUAAUAUGCACGCUGUAUUUGUUUGAGAUCAGAAUCCAUUCACCCAUGUGAUGGGCUACAUUUCAAACAUUGUUUUCUACAUAAUAAAUGCGAAUAAACUGGAACACUGCCAGACAGUUGGCUAAUGGUAUGGUCUCUGCUAGCCGAACAUGCUGUCUUAACAAAAUGUAUGGUGUGAAUGACGUUGUUUUGCUCACUUGAGAGAUGCCGCAAGAGUUUAAAAAUAUAUAUAUAUAUAUAUAUUUCAGUUGAUUGAUCCAACCCGCAUCCCGUACCCCGGCUCGAGUUAACUAGAUACAUUUACCAAAAACAUGUAUUAAUUUCAGUCUGUCGCCACUGUCUGCAGAGAGAGACGAGUAAUGUCGGUCCUGACUACCGUUCCUUCCCAACCCAACGAUAACCAAAAGUGAAAUUACGUAUCAUUAAUCUGAACAAGGAUAACAUCGACGAAGUAUUGACAAUAAAACACCUGAAUCUGACUUACAUUGAAAUCACCCUUCGCGAGUAGGUCCUUUCGAAGUAUGUCGACGUGGGGGAUGGGGUGUACAAAUUAUUAUAGAACAGCAUUAUUACAUGUAGUAAAAUAAGAUCAUGAGGCAUCAUUGUUGAUAGUAGUCAUUGACAAUAAUAAUAGCAAUUGAGCUCUGUUUACAUGCAUUUUUCUAUCUGAAUAAAAUGUGCAAUGUAAAAAUAAAACAUUGACCGUUAUCAACACUAGCAAUAUUGACUCGUUUAAUAACCACAGCCAAAUGUGCUGUUUUGUAGAUUGGCAUAUGUACUGUUGAUAAUGGGAUAUGUAGAUAGGGCGAGUCGGUCAAGGAUCGAUUCGGACAAGGUGGUCAAUUAUGUGACAAGCGACAGUUUAUUCAGAGUAAAGAUAUCUGGUACAACGUAUACGGGCUCAUUCAUUUGGCUCACAAGGAACCAGCAGAAAGAAGCCCCGAUAACAGAUUGCAAGCAUGUUAUGUACAGUACAGAAAGUAGGUUGAGUCUGGAAGUCACAGUCUUUUGGUUGGCCACAGUUGAGGUGUUGUCUUCUUGGAUUGGUCCUGUUGAGCCGUCCGUCGUUCCUCCGGGUCUCGUCGGGCUGUUCUCAGUCGCACAAUGUUCGGCUAGGAAGGAGAUUGUGUGUGUGCUUGUGUCUGCAAGUCAAGGCUGUGUCUCUUCCUCCCAAUGUGUGGGUGUAUGUCUUAUCUGUGUGUCCUCGGCAGUUAGUGUGUGUAUGUGUGUGUGUGUGUGGGAGCUAUCCUGUAGGGGACCCAACAUGCUUUACUGUGAAAAUACGUUGCUAUGUGUUGUCUCAGUUAUAACAAUGCAAUAGCAGUAAUGUCACCUACAUAAGAAUUAGCAGUCCUCUACAGUACCAGUCCGCUUUACAGUAAAACAAAAUAUGAUGAUACAGGUUAUUGAAAUGAAAUGCAUUUGGACUCGAUAGAACCACGGAGAGAAUUGGGUAGUGGUGGAUAAUCGACUCCAAAAUAAUCGAUUCCUCAACUCCUUGCCUGUCGACUCCCUUUCCUUGGUGUCAAGCUUCGACUCCUAAAAUUCAGGAGGGAACUAUUUCCCGGAGAACACAAACUCUAACAUUUCAAAGAAUAGGCUUAACAGCAUCGAGUGCGCAGUAUCAUCCAUCACAUGGGAUCUGUGGAGGCUGCACACAGCAGAAAUAUCACUGAAAUAUUAUAGAUGUAACUUCUUAUGUAACGGAUGUGAAACGGCUAGCUUAGUUAGCGGUGUGCGCUAAGUAGCGUUUCAAUCGGUUACGUCACUUGCUCUGAGACCUUGAAGUAGUAGUUCCCCUUGCUCUGCAAGGGCCGCAGCGAUGGGGCGAUGGGCAGAAGGUCCCUGGUUCGCGCCCGGGUAUGGGCGAGGGGACGGUUUAAAAUUAUACUGUUACACUUACACAUCACCUUCUAUAAUCAAACAAAAUAGUCAUUUAAUAUUCAACUGGUAGGGAUCAUGCUCUUGCCAGUCCUCUGAAACGCAAAUAUAAUCUUCCUACUAGGACUGCAAUAAUGAGGUGGUGCGUACAUGUGUGUGCAUCCUUUUCAGCAUGUUUUUGGAGUUGAGCAAGAGCCGAAUAAGUGGCGACUCAUUUCAACUCCGAUCACAGGAGUCGGAGUCAACUCCAAAAAUCCUGAAGUCGGGCACCACUGGAACCGCGUUCAUCAAUACAAAACUUUUUACAUUAUUUGAUUUGAUUUAACCUUUAACUAGGCAAGUCAGUUAAGAACAUAUACGUUUUUACAAUGACGUCUACCAAAAAGCCUCCUGCGGGGACGGGCCCUGGGAUUAAAAAUACAAAAUAAAUCAGGAAUUUCUAAGUCAUGGCAUUUCUAUCUGCAACGUUUUUGUAACGAACAUGACCUCCUCACAGGAGGGUAAGGGUUACCCGUUUAUCACCAGUUUUAUUAUGAGCCAAUAGUAUCUUGACAUGUAGAAUUUUAACCAAUUGAAUGAUAAUGCACAUUAAGGGUCGAGUCCCUUUCAAUGAAAAGCACUGUCAAUGUGUUUGCCACAGUCAUAUCACACACAUUCAUAUAAGAAAAUAGUGAAAUACCAUAAAAACAAGGGUGUCGUUAACUUGUUUGUAGAUGUGUAGGCUAUUCUUAAAAUACAUUUUCAUUGUUGCACACCUUGAUUUAGGCCUAGGUGGUUUUACUAUUGUUUGUGUUGGGAAAUUUUUGUGUUCUUAUUUAUAUCUCAUUUAUUGUAUGUAUUUAUUUUCCUUAAUGUCCUUGUCUCUUAUCCAAUUUAGCUUUUAGUAUUUAGCAUCCCUGAUAUACAAAAACAGUGAUUGCUGCUCUUAACAUGUGAAUAAGGACAUUUAGCCUUGUCAUAUUGCAGUUGCACCUUACACAACAGCAGCAAAGGUUGAGAAUAGACAUUCUCAAAUCUUAUGUUAGUCAAAAACUCAAUCAUGGCUUCUUGGCUGGAGAGUUGCUGGCUGGCUGUGUGACGUCUCACUGAGCCAGCUUAGAGGGUGAGGUCAGGUCUGUCAGUUUCUUUAAGCUCCGGAACCCAGUCUCACCUUCAAAGUCCCAGAGCCUAUUUUCCAUGCUCGGAGGGAAGAAGGUUCCAGAGGAAAGUGUUUCGGGUGGGCCACAGAAAGGAGAUGACCCUCCGCUGGUUGUCCACCCAACUUUGGAGACACCGUGUGAUGGGUCUCCUGAUGGCUUUGUGUGUCACCUUGUUUCUCAUGCUCCUGGCUACUCAGUCAUUGCAGCAUCCAAGCCACUAUGGUGGGCACAAGGGCCAUAAGGUGAAGAAGGGAGCACUUUCCGACAAUGCUCCUCCAAACACCCCCGUCCCAUCCCACACUGCCCCUAACAGCAGGAAGGAGGUUCAGACACCCAAUCUGCAGCAUCAAAGAGAUCCCAAUGGGUACACCUUUAUGAGGACAAGGAGGAGCCCUCCACCUGUAGCUUUCCUCAAAACACACAAGACUGGAAGCAGCACUGUUCAGAAUCUGAUGUUCCGCCUUGGGGAGAAGGAGAACCUCACUUUCGCCUUCCCCUAUUACGCAUACCAGUUCAGCUACCCAGAUAGGUUCCGAGCAGACUUUGUAGAUGAGCUGCCACCGGGUUCCUCUCAGUUCGACAUGCUCUGCAGCCACAUGCGGCUGGACCUGGGACAGGUGAAACAGGUGAUGCCCAGGAACACCAUCUAUAUCACCCUGCUGCGUGAUCCUCUACAUACUUUUGAGUCUGUUUUCAGCUACUACACUUCCACUGUACCUGCCUUCACUCUAGCCAAAAAGGCAGCUGACACAGCUAACAGGAAGUCAGCCCUCUCAGUCUUCCUGGAGGCCCCAGAGUCCUACUGGGACCCUACAGAACCUGGGAAUGGCCUAGCCAGGAACCCUAUGAGCUUUGACCUGGGCCUCAGCAGCCAAGAGUGGAACGCAUCCUGGCCCAUGGAGCUGACUCAGCUGGAGGAGGCAUUCCAGCUGGUAAUGAUUGCUGAGCACUUUGACGAGUCUCUGGUUCUCCUGGGGGCUCUGCUGCAGCUGGAGCCUGAGGAGCUGGCCUAUGUGCACCUGAAUGUCCGCGCCCCCUCGGACAUCACCCCGAUAGAGGACGACACCAAGGCCAGGCUCUGGGCCUGGAACAGUCUGGAUGUGCUGCUCUACAACUUAUUUCUGCAGGUGUUCUGGGAGAAAGCUGAGCAGUAUGGCCUGGGGAGACUGAAAAGGGAGGUGAACCUACUGAGGGCCUCCACACAGAGGCUCAGACAGAAGUGUGUGGCCAGAGGAGGAGUGCCCCCUGGUGAGCUGGAGGACCUGGUCAGGCCCUGGCAGACCGACACAGUCACCAUCCUGGGAUACAAGGUACGAGGGAACCUGACUCUGCAGGAAGAGGGGCUCUGUGUGCGACUAGUGCUGCCUGAGCUACAGUACCACUCUCACCUGUAUUUCCAGCAGUAUGGCCAUGACAUGAGGUCCAUACCUACAGACUAAUGUGCAGCACUUUCCCUUUUAGAUACUACACUGCUCAGAAUUUCUGCUUUUGAUGCAUUUUUCCAAUAAACCAGAAAUACUAACAUU
This is a messenger RNA of Oncorhynchus gorbuscha (pink salmon), 5359 nucleotides long. RefSeq names its product galactose-3-O-sulfotransferase 2-like. Gene Ontology annotation, biological process: glycolipid biosynthetic process. NCBI's taxonomy places the organism in Eukaryota, Metazoa, Chordata, Actinopteri, Salmoniformes, Salmonidae. Gene Ontology annotation, cellular component: membrane. Gene Ontology annotation, molecular function: galactosylceramide sulfotransferase activity. The record is from RefSeq and is a predicted model, not a curated record. Bases 3929 to 5272 code for a protein of 447 amino acids. The transcript has 3 exons.